GGAGAGGUUCUCAACUCAAAGGUUUUAGUCGCACAGUAACUAACAGUUGUAACGGUCGCGAGUAUUCACAAAGCAGGUUUGAAAAUCUCCCAAUAUGAGAGAUAACGCUGGUCGCCUUUGGGGCAAAUUUGGCAAUGGUGAACAUGAAGUGAGAAGUUUGACUAGAGCUGAUCUUGAGGAAGCUUUGCAAGUACUUGAUAAAUCGUUCUUUUUGUAUGAAAACGUUUGCAAAGCCUGCCAAAUCGACCUGCCCGAAAAUGCGCAAGCACGGAAUGAACUUCGCGAAUUGUGUCGCAUAGCUGCAGAGGAUGGGGUCUCUUUGGUGGCAAAAGAUGUAAAGAGUGGACAAAUAAUGGGUGUGUCAUUCAACAAAAUACAGUACAUCCCACCAAAUGGCCAGGAUCCCUUCUUUAUCGAAUUCCGCAAUAAGCGUACACAUUCUCCGCAAGCUCAAUGCCUUAUGGAUUUUAUGAUUGAAAUUGAUUCGGCGACGGACGUCUUUGAUUUAUACAAAAUUGAUUCAUUAAUGGAAUUAAUGUUCCUAGCCACAUUACCGGAAUGGCAGCGUCGCGGUGUGGCAACCGAAUUAACGCGUUACACCAUUCAGUUGACGCGCGAGCUAUCCGAGGGCGUUGGCGUGGAAGAAGUGCAUCCGCAGUUGCGUGCUAUGCGUCCCAAGGCGGUAACCGCAAUUUUCACGUCGGUGUACUCGCAGAAAGCAGGCCAUUCACAAGGCUUCAAAGUGAUCAAUAGUGUGCCCUUCACAAAUUUCUCGUUCAAUGGAAAGACAUUUGAUCAGCGCAUAGAUCCCAUGCACAAAACUUCAGAGCACGCUGUGUACUUGUUGUAGAGGAAGUAACUUUAUUGAAAUGUGUGAAUUAUAUCAGUACAAGCGCCACUAAGAGGCUUGUUGCAAACAAUUAUCAAUUAGCGCUUAGUUAACUAAAUUUAGAAAAAAACAUUUUCCCGGAAUCAACUAAAAAUUUACUAUAAAUACUUUGAGAAAUAAAGCAAAUUAAAAUCGGUUCAUUAUUGCUUAUGAA
Molecule: messenger RNA, 1043 nt
Organism: Anastrepha obliqua
Lineage: Eukaryota; Metazoa; Arthropoda; Insecta; Diptera; Tephritidae
Exons: 5
Coding region: 95-850 (251 amino acids)
Molecular function (GO): N-acetyltransferase activity
Source: RefSeq, a predicted model, not a curated record